Messenger RNA from Pristis pectinata (smalltooth sawfish), 11378 nucleotides. It is a transcript of the gene rev3l, whose product is annotated as REV3 like, DNA directed polymerase zeta catalytic subunit. The transcript is spliced from 32 exons. The coding region runs from base 392 to 10279 and encodes 3295 amino acids. Gene Ontology annotation, biological process: error-prone translesion synthesis; double-strand break repair via homologous recombination. NCBI's taxonomy places the organism in Eukaryota, Metazoa, Chordata, Chondrichthyes, Rhinopristiformes, Pristidae. The record is from RefSeq and is a predicted model, not a curated record. Gene Ontology annotation, molecular function: DNA binding; DNA-directed DNA polymerase activity; nucleotide binding. Gene Ontology annotation, cellular component: zeta DNA polymerase complex; nucleus.
UGCACGAGGGAGGGAUGCUGCAGUGCAGCUGCGGCGGGCGGAGGCUGGCGGGGCUGUGAGGAGCGGCACCGAGUGCUCACCGAGUCCGCGCACACCCACCUCCCCAACCACCAACCCACUCUCCGGGGGAGGGGGGAAACAUAACACUCGGCGCCCGGCGUCAUGUGCGGGCGGCAGCGGGGCCGCGAGCGCAGGGACCCCGAGACAUGGACACGCGCGUUGCCCAGGCCCGCAGCCGCCCCGUCCUGCUGCUCACUCGCGGCCGCUAGCACGCCCGCCUCGGCCUGACAGCUCCCUAGCAACCGCCAGCAGGCACCGUUCGCGUUUGAACCGAUCCAAUUUCGAAUAUAUAUAUAUAUUUUUAAAACACAGCAGCAAGGGUCGGGUCAGCAUGUUGGCAGUGAGGAUUGUCACCGCCGAUUACUAUAUGUCCAGCCCGCUCCCCGGUCUGGAUGUUUGCUACUCUGAGUUCAGGCAGGCUGAGGUGACCAGGGUGCCCGUGGUUCGUAUCUUCGGGCCAACACCUGCAGGUCAGAAGACUUGUCUCCAUUUGCAUGGCACGUUUCCAUACUUUUAUGUUCCGUACGAUGGCUGUGAACAACAACCAGAACGGCAUCUUCGUCAGUUGGCUUUCAGUAUCGACCGAGCACUAAAUGUAUCUUUAGGCAAUCCUUCUUCCAGUGUCCAGCAUGUAUUCAGGGUGUCACUUGUAUCUGGAAUGCCUUUCUAUGGUUUUCAUGAGAAAGAAAAGCAAUUCAUGAAGAUUUACCUAUACAAUCCUUUGAUGGUUAAAAGAGUCUGUGAGUUGUUGCAAGGAGGAGCUGUUAUGAACAAAUCCUACCAACCAUAUGAAGCUCACUUACCCUAUCUCCUGCAACUCUUCAUUGACCAUAAUCUGUAUGGAAUGAACCUUAUUCACCUUGCAGCAGUAAAAUUCAGAAAAACCAGAAGGAAAAGUGACCAACUUGGAAGAGGCUCUCCUGAGAAACCCAUUUCGGAAUUGUGUAAUGCAAGUAGCAGAGAAAAUGGCAAGUCAUGGAAAAGUCCCUUGUCCAUCAAGUCUAAAGGAUCACCAACACAAAUGGAGAAGUCCAUGAAUUGCUCCUUUGUGCGGUGGGAGGAAGAGGACAUACCAAGUUCUUUAGUUCUUGAGGAUAUCGAUCGACAGAGCACCUGUGAGCUUGAAGUGGAUGCAGUUGCAGCUGACAUACUAAAUCGCGCUGAAAUUGAAGCUCAGGUUGGUAGAAACCCUGGUUUGCAGGCCAUAUGGGAUGAUGAAAAACAGCGACGUCGCGAAAACAACAUGUCCUCACAAAUUGAAUCAUCUAAUUCACCAGAUCGUGGAUCUGUACAAGUAACAGAGAGUGAAAGGACCUUCCAACGCAGAAUAAAGGAGAUUCUGCAACAGAAUAACUAUUCUGUAUAUUUGUCCCAGUAUUUGGAAAAUGAAGAAUUUGAAACACUCACUUCAAACUUGACCUUGCACAUGACUGCAUCAUCACCUGAAGCCAUUUCCUGCACACCUGCCAAUCUGGUUGAGAUACAUAAUGAUAAGCAAGGAGUGAGCCAAGGAAAUGCAGAGACUGAAGAAGCGAUAGUUGAUGAAGAAACUAUUCUAAAUAUAAUGGAUAAUAGUCAGACGUUCCAUCCUUCGUCACAAAGGUUAAUUCAGAAUCCAAUUCUCAAUGCCAGUCAGGACCAGGCAAUGGUUCAUCUGUUGGCUGGACUGGAGGAAGAUGAGUAUGGCAUGGCAAGAACCCCCUUUGUGCCUGGUAGGUCUUCACAUCAACAACCUUCAGGAAACCACAGCUACCAGCAGAACAGUGAUGAUGAAGAAAAUGAACCUGAAGUCCAGAAAGAAGAGUUGGAACUUAGUCUAAUAAUGUCUCAGCGAUGGGAUGGUGAUCUUCUGGAUCCUGUUAGGAAAAUGAGAUUUUCAGAAAAGAAUGCAAGUGACUGCUCUUCAGAGGAAGAUAAUGCGUUCUCUGAUGGUCAGAUAGGAAAUGGGAACAUGAUGGCUAAUCUUUCUAUUCCUCAGCUUGAUGGGGCUGCAGAUGAGAACACUGAUAAUACUUUAGGCGAAAAUGGUUCAAGAACUCAUUCGACGUUAGCAGUUCGAGACAAAGUGCUGACCAAAACAACUUUUCACAAAGAGCCUGCAAUAUUAGAGCUGCCGUCAUCUGAUCACGUUGGACUACAGUGCAAUCGUGCAGGUACCACGCUUCAUACACUCGAUGGUUUGAACUCUACGGAACUGCCCUCAUACCAAAAUACAUUUAUCAAAGCAAAGAAACCUGAGCACUCUGUUUCCAACUUUUCUAAUGAGGCCACUUAUGAUUUAAAACACAGUGGAUGUAGUGAAGACAGUAUGAAGUUUGUGGACCCUGAUAUGGUAGCUAGAUCUCCAGAUGCAGUCUGUGAAACCAAACAUGUAAGCGGUGACUACGAAAAUCAGCUAACAGCUCAAACCGAUAGACUUCAGAGAGUAAAACGAUUUUUAAGCAUUAACUGUGAAAAGAAUUUACCAUUUACGCACCUGAGAAGCCCAACCAAUGAAGGUGAAUUUCAUGGCAAUUCAAAUCUCAGUUCCAUAGUGGGAAGGAUGGCUAAUAAAGUUCCUCUUGCAUUCAAUAAAAAAGAAAACAGCGUGUAUGAUAAACCUUUGAUUCCCCUGAUAGGUAUAAAAAAUGGGGUUCAGCUUUUUGAAGAACAUAAAACCACCUCAACGGAUGCUGGAAAUAACAUUGAACAAAACCUUAAAAUCAGAUAUGAAGACUUUCAAGCAACCCAAAGGGAGAAAACGGUCAUUGAUCAACAUGAGGCACAAUACACAUUUUUUCCUAGUGUGGUGCUUCCUAAUUGUCUGAAGUGUCCAGAAAAAGUCUUCAAGUCUUCUAAAAUUCAGAAACAAGAUGACCAUAGGUUAAAGCUCAAAUUAAGUAGAAAGAAAUCAAAUGGUGCCCAGGUGACAAGAAAGUCUGCAGUUCCAAAGAUAAAUGCCCAAGCCACUGAAUUUUCUUGUAGCAGUGGGUUAUUGCAAAACAAAGUGCCAAUGGAUCACAAUUCUGUUCAAUCUUUAGAUACUGGGCUGCCGAUAGCAUCCCAAAACUUUAAUAUGGCAAGAUCUUCAGAAAAUGGCUUGGAGGGUCAAUCAUUUCGACUAGCAUGCAGUAAAUAUACACUCCGAACUAAGCGGAAAGUAAGCUAUGAAGCUGAAGACACUGAACUGAUCCAAGGCACAGAAAUUUUAAAGACAAGUCCAAUUCGGCCAGAAUGUUCAAAAGUCAAUGAUAAUGGAGCAGAUCGAUCCCAACGAUCACGUAAAAGAAGGAGGCUCAAUAAGAAGGAGCCUCCUGUGAUAAUAAAAUAUAUAAUUAUUAACCGAUUUAAAGGUAGAAAAAAUAUGUUGGUUAAGGUAGGGAAAGUGGACUCGAAUGAAGACCAUGUUGUGCUUGAUGAUGAUAAACUGCAGAAGUACCACAAGCUUUCACCACUAAAAGACUGGUGGCCUAAGAUUACUGAACCCCCUUUUGUUAGCAAACCUUUUACAGCGCCUACACCAAAGAGAGGAAAGAAACCAAAAGUUCAAGCGAGCUUAAAGAAAAGAGCUGGAAGAUUCAAAAAAUUACAAAGAAAGGAAAAACUGAAACAUACUAGCCAAAGUCAAGUAAAAACAAGGAAGAUAGAAUUUGCACCCCUCUCUCCUCCUUCACCUUGCUAUAGUGCUGAGGCUGAUGACUGUUCAACAGAAUAUAAAGACGUAAUGUCUAAGCUUGGCUUUAUGUCAGAGAGAAUGCCAAGUCCUCCUAAACCAUCACCACCUCGAUGUUGGUCGCCAAGUGAAAUGCAAGAGGAUGGAAUGCCAACCUUUGCUUCAGUAGAAGAUGACAUACUGGUAAGAGACUGUGAUCCAUGUGCUUUAAGGAAUUCUGAUGAGAAAAAUUUGGUGCAAGGUAAUAGAAAUAGUGACAAAAAGCAAUGUUUAAAAACCAGGAAAAAGUCACCGUGCAAUGCUAACUAUGCAGCAGCCAAAAAGACAAAAGUAUCCCAGAAAUCUAAGCAGGUAGUAAAUAAUGAAAAAGAAGAACAGAAAGGGAAACAUAGAAAAAAAACUAGGAAAAGAUGGACACGGAAACAGAAAAGUAAAGUUCCACACUUUGAAAAACAAGCAACAUCUCAAAGCUCAGAACUGCAUGAGCAAAUGGGAAGUUGUGAACUUGUCAAUGGUGAACUGAAUUCAUCUUCCAAAGAGAAAGUCGGAAGUGGGUUUUGUAGAGAUUUUGAAAAUGUACUUGUUGCAGAAUCUGAACCUGCGGGCAAGAGUGAUGAGCAACCCAGUAUUCCUCUUAGCAUCUGCUCAACAGGGCACCUUCCUUCAACACAGCCCUAUUCUGAAGAAAUUCAAGGAGAAUCUGGGGGUUAUUAUUGCUCUUUGCUAGAAACAGAUGAAAAUGCAGACCUACCUGCCUUUACUUAUCCACCAGUUGAACAAGUCUCAGAUACACUAUCUCAAUUAGCAACACCUUCUCAGUCCCAGUUGCAUUUCAACCUCAGUAAAACAAGUCCUUCAUGUACACACACUGAUUCCAUUUAUAUGUUGGAAAAUAAAACUCCAAUGAAAGAGAAUUUCAGGUUAUCAAUGGACACGAACCUCGCAUCGCAGGCAGGAUUUGCCCUUUCUCAAAGCGAGCAUUGCUUUGAUCAGUUAACGGCAGCUUCUGCAGUUCCACCUUCUUCACAGUCUUUGCAGUAUUCUCAUCUGCCAGUUCAUUCUUCUGAAGAUGUGUGUGGACUACAGAGAAACAAACUCUCCCAACAGGUGUCACAGGUUAUGAGCCAUGUGCAAACUGGUAGCCAACAUAGUUCUCAUGUUAAAGAAACUCAAAUUGGAGCGAACUCGCACUUCUAUGAAUCUGAACAAAAGUCAGCAUUACCCCAAUUGGCACUGGUGGCUGAUGGCAAAGCAAACCAUCCAUCUCAACAGCUCCAGCAAUCCAAACUCUAUCAGCAAUCAAAACCUACACUACCCAUGCCUGAGACAAAUCAACAUUCCACAUUUUCACCAGUCAACAAUGCUACAGGCUUACCUUCCAGAGUUCCUCUGGUAGGAAGCGGAAAGGAUGUUCAUUGUCUUAAUUUUACUCCAGGUAACCACAGUAGAUUGUCAAAGAAGGUUUUUGAAAGGGAACAAGAAACUAGCAACAUUUUGGAUAUAUCUGAUUUCACCCCUCCUCGGAUAAAGCAGAAGUCUGUGUCGGAAACUUUUUUGGAGACCAAUAUCAUAUCACAAUCUCAGAAAUCUGACCAAAGUGUAAUAAUGGAUAGUCAGACAUCGAUGAGUAAUGGUCAAUCUAGUCUCACUGUGUUGAGAGAGAUGCUGCAGAAAAGGCAACAAAAAGCACAGCAAGGGAAUGCUCAAAGUCCUUUACCAAAACCACAGUUUCAAAGAAAUAUUUCUCUCACAAAUGAGCAAAAUGAAUUCAAUAGAAGUUCUGCUGAUGCGGACCUUUCUGGUAGUGCUGCUGCUGCUCAUUCAAAAUCUCCAAAAGACACUUGCUCCAAAAAAACAAAAAAUUCUAGAAGUGCCAAGCAUGGGCAGAAGAAAACCAAAACAACAAAAAGGGAGUUGACUAAGAAAUCUCAGACUUCUCAGUCUAAAUGUCCUUUUUCGGAUGACAGCCCUGUUUUCCAUUCAGAUGCCGGCUUUGAUAGCUGUUACAGUUUUGAUAGUUUAUCACCUGAACUUCCUCAGUCGUACAAUUUUGAUAUCAAUACCGUUGGACAAACCAGAUACUGUACUGUGUAUUCUGGAUGCCAAUUCAUGCCAGCAGCUGAGCAAAACCUGCCUCAAAAGUUUUUGAGUGAUGUUAUUCAGGAGUCUGUUCCUGCCCAGGCAAUAAUAGAGACUUGCGUGUACAAGUCUCAGAAUGGUAAACCCCAACACCUUGACCAGGUAACUCGGCCCACAGAAAGUACAGAGUGGGCUAGGCCUGGCUCAAUAAGCCCAGAUCUUUUCGAGAAAUCCUCUCUAGACAAUGGAGAAAAGUUGAAAGAAUUGAAUAAUGAUUCCAAUGUGCCAGUUCAGAAUGCUCUGUCGAGCUCUUCUGAGUCAUCAGGUACACAUUUGUCUGGAGUGUCAAUAAUGGAGCUCAAGGACCAGUCACCUAUUCAAUGCCAUGAUUCUUUGGAAAAUGAAACUUCCUGUAGCCCUAUAGUGUCAUCCACCAGCCAGAUAAUGCUACUGGAUGAGGGAAGUGGAAGAGAGUGUGACAAAUCUGAGGUCUGUCUUUCUGGUCUUUCUACUGGUUCAAGUCCCAAUGGAGCGAUGGGAUUUAUUGGUGAUGACAUUGCACCAAUGAGCUGCGAAGAUCCAGAGCUCUGUGCUUCCAAAUACAGCAAUGGUUCCCCAGCGACAUCUCAUGGUUCUUCAGCAUCUGUCAGUUCACCAUUACAGACCAGAAGUAACUGUUAUAUCAACCGUACAACAGGUGCCCAUGUUUUAAAGCCUUUAAUGUCACCACCAAGUCGAGAGGAAAUAGUAGCAACUCUGCUUGAUCAUAACCUGGCAGAAACUGUCUACCAGGAACCAUUCUGCAGUGAUCCUUCAGAUGCUCCAGAAAAACCCUGGGAGAUCGGAGGCCGAGUUUUGACAGUUGAAACCAGGUUACCCAAUGAAUUGUCAGAGUUUGAUGGAGAUUUUUCACUGGAAGGUCUGCAGUUCUGGAAGAUGGCCUUAUCAGCAAUGACACAAAAUGCUAGACCUGGCUCCCCUGCCUUUACUGGAAGUAGGCAUUCUGCUGCUCAGAGAGUGGGCAUUGGCUCAGGAACUUCUGACGACCGUAAGAUUAUAAUACUACCGUGCAAAAUCCCUCCUAGCUUACAGCGGGUACAAUUGUGGCUUCAGGCAAAACGAGAGUAUGACCAUUCAAAGAAAUGUUCAAAAGGUCAGACUGCUGUAACUGAGAAUGCCAACCAGGAUCUAUGCUGGCAGCCUUCAGAGGCAGAUCAGGCUUCCACAUCUGAAAAGGCGUCUGCAGCAUUCUCUGCGGUUCCUGUUGAAGAACAAGCUGCAGAGCAAACUCAUGAAACUGAUCCCUCUCCUGAACCACCAUCCCUAAAAACACCAGAGCAGAACAACUCCAAGCAGAGGUCUCCAAGUCAUCUAUCUAAAGUAGCAGAACUGUUUGAAGAUGAGGAUGAUUACUACCGUGCGUACAGUUCUCCUGAUUCACCACUGAUAUCUCCAUGGCAGCAACCAGCUUCCCCCAAUACUAGGCAGUGGGAGCCAAAUGAAGAAAACAAGGACGUAGCUGAGCCAACACCAGAUGUCAACAGGAAGACUACAGAUGAUUUUCCAUCACCGACCCAGAGCAGCAUAUCUCCAAAUACUGGGCAGAGUGAUGAACAGCUACUAGAAAAUUCACCCCUUCAAUCUAAAGCGGGAGCUGCUGAGAAUUCUCUUUCUGUUCUACAUAGCACACCCAUGGCACACAGAAGCAGAAAAGAUGGCAUUCCUGAAGUACUUUACUGUACUCCGAUACAAAUGGAGCCCAGACAGCAGAAGAUAAGUCAAAGAAAGGCCAGUAAUUCUGACUCCUUGAGGAGAGUCCUGCUAACAACUCAACUUAAGAAUCAGUUUGCUGUUCAGUCUUCUAGGAAAAGUACGUCCCAAAUAGAAGGGCCAACUUUAAACAACUCCUAUGGCUUCAAAGUCAGCCAACAAAAUCUCCAGGAGGCAAAAGCUUUGCAUGAGGUGCAGUACCUUGUACUCAUGAGCAUGGAGUUGCAUGCUCGCACAAGACGUGAUUUGGAACCUGACCCGGAAUUUGAUCCAAUCUGUGCCUUAUUCUACUGUAUUUCUUCCGAUGCAGUGCUUCCAGAAACAAACAAAACUGAGAUUAUUGGUGCUAUAGUAAUUGAUAAAAAUCAUAUCAACUCCAACAGAGGCACCCCUUCUGAACUCAGGGCCCAGGCCCCACUGCUUGUUAGAUCUGGUGUCACAGGUCUUCAAGUUUCUUAUGUGAAUGACGAGAAGGAAUUGUUUCAAGAACUCGUUCGUCACGUCAGAAGGUAUGAUCCUGAUAUUUUGCUGGGAUAUGAAGUUCAGAUGCAUUCAUGGAGCUACCUUUUUCAGCGAGCUGCUGCACUGGAGGUUGAUCUCUGUCAAAUGGUUUCCCGUGUUCCAGAUGAAAAUAAAGAAAAUAGGUUUGCUCCAGAAAGGGAUGAGUUCGGUGCAACUACCAUGUCUGAGAUAAAUCUCGUGGGACGAAUCGUUUUGAAUGUUUGGAGAAUGAUGAGAAGCGAGGUUACUCUCAACAAUUAUACUUUUGAGAAUGUUGCCUUUCACAUCCUUCGUCAACGUUUUCCGCUUUUUUCUUUCCGCGUCCUCUCUGACUGGUUUGAUAAUAAGACCGAUCUAUACAGGUGGAAGAUGAUUGAUCACUAUAUUUGUCGUGUGCGUGGAAAUCUAAAGUUACUGGAACAGUUGGAUAUGAUUGGAAGAACAAGUGAAUUGGCGCGGCUCUUUGGCAUCUUAUUCUACCAUGUGCUGACAAGAGGUUCACAGUAUCGUGUGGAAUCGAUGAUGUUGCGUUUUGCCAAACCAAUGAACUAUAUUGCUAUAACUCCCAGCGUCCAGCAGCGAUCUCGUAUGAGAGCUCCCCAGUGCAUUCCUCUUGUGAUGGAACCCGAAUCUCGCUUCUACAGCAACUCAGUCCUGGUUUUGGAUUUCCAGUCCCUGUACCCCUCAAUCAUCAUAGCUUACAACUAUUGUUAUUCCACAUGCCUGGGCAACAUUGACUACCUUGGGAAAGAAGAAGAGUUUAAAUUUGGCUGCACUUUCCAGAGAGUGCCUCCAGAAUUACUUCACCAGCUCUGGAACGAUAUCACCAUAUCACCAAACGGAGUGGCCUUUGUUAAGCCCUCUGUCCGAAAAGGAGUGUUACCGAGCAUGUUGGAUGAGAUACUGAAGACCAGGAUAAUGGUGAAACAGACCAUGAAAGACAACAAGAAAGACAAAGCUCUCACAAAGUUGCUUCACGCUCGACAGAUGGGUCUGAAGCUCAUUGCCAACUUUACUUGUGGUUACACAGCUGCUAGCUUUUCUGGAAGAAUGCCAUGUGUUGAGAUUGGUGACAGCAUUGUUCUCAAGGCCAGAGAAACCCUUGAACGUGCAAUAAAGUUGGUUAAUGAGACAAAGAAGUGGGGAGCUCGUGUUGUGUACGGAGAUACCGACAGCAUGUUUGUGCUGUUGAAAGGAGCCACCAAGGAGCAAGCCUUUCGGAUUGGAGAAGAGAUUGCUGAUGCUGUGACUGCCACAAAUCCAAAGCCUGUGAAACUGAAAUUUGAGAAGGUUUAUUUACCAUGUGUCUUACAAUCAAAGAAGAGGUAUGUCGGUUAUAUGUACGAAAGUUUAGACCAGAAGGAUCCUGUUUUUGAUGCCAAGGGAAUUGAAACUGUGCGGCGGGACUCCUGUUCUGCUGUUUCCAAGAUUUUAGAGCGCUCAAUAAAGCUACUGUUUGAAACAAGAGAUGUCAGCCAGAUCAAGCAGUACGUUCAGAGGCAGUGCACAAAGAUAUUGGAAGGGAAGGCCAGCAUGCAGGAUCUGACUUUCGCCAAAGAGUAUCGGGGCAGUGCUGCAUACCACCCUGGAGCAUGUGUUCCCGCUCUAGAACUCACCAGGAGGAUGCUGUCAUACGAUCGUCGAUCAGAACCCAGGGUAGGCGAGAGGGUCCCUUACGUCAUUGUGUAUGGAAUGCCAGGGUUGCCUCUCAUUCAGCUUGUCAGGCGACCAAUUGAGGUGCUGCAAGAUCCCAGCCUGAGGCUAAAUGCUACCUACUACAUCACCAAACAGAUCCUGCCUCCUCUCAACAGAAUUUUCUCUCUGAUAGGUGUGGAUGUUUUCAGCUGGUACCAUGAGCUACCCAGGGUGCAAAAGGUGCUUUCAACAGCGCGCAGUGAACCAGAUGCCCGUAAGGGAACCAUCUCGCAGUACUUCACCACCCUGCAUUGCCCAGUCUGUGACCAGCUGACUCAACUGGGCAUCUGCAGCAAGUGCCGAAGCAAUCCUCAGCAAGUCACUGUGAUCCUUCAUCAGGAGAUUCGGGAAUGGGAAUGGAAACAGGCUCAACUGCUAAAGAUUUGCCGGAGUUGCACAGGCUGUGUUGACAAACAAGUUCAAUGCAUCUCGCUGGAUUGCCCAGUCCUGUACAAGCUGUUCGCUGUUAGCCGUGACCUUACUAAAGCCCCUUAUCUUCGUCAAUUGUUGGACCAGUUUUAACUCUAAUCCACUUGAAGCAUGACUGAAAGCUUCUCUGGUCUACAUUUUAUUGUGUACACGGCUAUCUUCAUCAUGGUGAGCUUUCUAUGACUGCAAGACCUGAAUCAAACAGCCAACUUUAAAUGGUUUUGUUGUAUCGGUCUCGAGUGUGAAUGUUACAGUAUUGGAACAAAGGGUCAAUCAAGUAGUCAUUUCACUUGUUGGGAGGUCAUUUUUAAAAUAAAGUUGUGAAUCUGUCAUUUCCACUGAAAUGGAUGAUUGAACAGCCCUGUAAAUAAAUGUAUAGCACAGUAAUUUCGUAUCCAAUCAUGUUAAAUGGAAUUCAGAUCUGAGUAAUUUACAAACUGUGGUGCAAAUUUCCAGCUGCAUAUGUUUACAAAUGAUUUUCUACAAUAUAUUGAAGUCUGUGUUGUAUGUUUUGAAAACUCCUUUCAAUUCUAUAUUUUUUGUUCAUCUUUUGAUAGUUGCUUUAUCGAGUGUGCACCGUAGUAAACUUGCAGUACAAAAUGUAGCAGUUUGUUAAAAGCAAGGUCAUGUCGAUGUUUCUGGGUGCUUUGCUACAAAAAACAAUCAUGGCUAGACACGAUAUCAGAGACAGUGCUAUGUGGGAUUGUUGCAAUAUUUUGAUUAUUUAUUUGGAUUAUAUAUUAUGGCACUUGAUAUCUUUUAAAAAAUUUAUAUUGUUUUCAAAGAAAAGUUUAACAUUUUCUCAUUCUGUGAAGUUUAAUUUGCCAAAAUUUGUAUAAAUGAGGCACUUUUCCCAAUAGUUGUAAAGCUGUAUUGAAAUAUAAAGGAAUUAUAUGAUCCUGUUAAUUUUGCAUUUCUGAUUUGUUAUACUCUACCACUAAUAAUCCUGAACCUCGAAUUUUUCCUUUUUUUUAAUCUGCUUCUUGUUUAAUAUACUAUUAAUUUAGAAAUCAGAUUAUUAAAAGUUUACCUUGUUUAAAAUACCAGGUGUUCAGUAGAGUGCAAUCUUUCAAUCCUAUAAUCCCUUGGGUUGAAAAACUGGACCCAAAUCUGGAGUGGUAUGUUCUGUUCAGGAGAGAAUCCAGGGCAAGUAUGUAGUUAAAAAAAUUUCUUGAGCUAACAAAUCCAAUCU